GCUGCCGACGAAAAAGAAUAUACUCAAAAGAAAAGGGGCAUAACCGUCAUUUCUCAUCUACUCCUUCCCUGAAUAGAAGGGAGAGUCAAUCAUAUGGCGAUACAGUCCCAAGCCUUUGUGAUCCUGAGCCAUCGUAGAGAGAGAGAGAGAGAGAUCAGAGAUCUAAAUGGCGGCGAUAACAACGGCAGUGAUCGCAAUAGCUGGGAUCAUACUUGGAUGGAUAACGAUAGAGAUGGCUUGUAAGCCUUGUCUUGAGCAAGGCCGUGAAGCCAUCGACAGAUCUCUCAACCCCGAUUACGAUCCCGACGACGAAGACGUCGAUGCUUCCUCCGCCUCUCGCGCUCCUCUCCUCACCAAUCUUCCUCCCGAUAUCCCCGAUCCCUCCGCUGAUGAUCCCUCCACCGCGAUCAAAUCAGUCUGAUCGGUUCGGUCCUUAAAUUUUUUGUUCGUUUUUUUUUGGUUUUGUAUUUAUUGUCAGAGUUGCUCUCAUCCCUUGUGUAAACCUCUCUUGUCUCUAAUAAUCGAUCUCGUGUUUGUGCUAUUUCUAUUACAAUGCUUGUGUUUUUUACUCUUUACCGAAACAUUACUUUUGAAACAAAAUUUGAUUGGAUAGACAAAGACCUUGAUGAAAC
Eruca vesicaria subsp. sativa (arugula) is the source of this 632-nucleotide messenger RNA. NCBI's taxonomy places the organism in Eukaryota, Viridiplantae, Streptophyta, Magnoliopsida, Brassicales, Brassicaceae. The record is from the annotation of a GenBank genome assembly.